Messenger RNA from Drosophila persimilis, 954 nucleotides. Its product is annotated as protein THEM6. The coding region runs from base 168 to 749 and encodes 193 amino acids. Lineage: Eukaryota; Metazoa; Arthropoda; Insecta; Diptera; Drosophilidae. The record is from RefSeq and is a predicted model, not a curated record. The transcript is spliced from 2 exons.
CCUUGCCCAGUCAACGGUUGUUGUUUCUCCGCUGUUUUUGGGGUCUAUCGUAAUCGUAUCCACGCCAGCUGAGCGUCAUUGUGUUUGUGUGAGCGAGAGGGGUCGAUUAUUGCAAGUCAAAAAACCACGAUAGUGUGUGAGAAGAACCACAGCGAACAGAGCGAACCAUGUCGUGGCUAGUGAUUCUACUGAUCCUGUACGUGAUCUGGGAUGUGAACUACUUCAUCCGUUGCGUUUUCACCGUCUUCGCCGGCCGGCUGUUCCAGCGCAAGCGCAAGGUGACGGAGAGUACCUCCAUCUACGGAUUGUGCACCUCCCAGGAUGUGGACAUAUUCAUCCGGCACAUGAAUAAUGCUCGCUACCUGCGCGAGCUCGACUUUGCCCGCUUCCAUUUCUACGCUCUCACCGGUCUGUAUGAGCGCAUCCGGGAGCGGCGCGGCGGUGCCGUGCAGGGUGCCAGCAGCGUGCGGUACCGCCGCACCAUACCCAUCUUCCAUCCGUACAAGAUCCAGACGAAGCUCGUCUGGUGGGACGACAAGGCCAUCUAUCUGGAGCAGCAGUUCGUGACGCUGACCGACGGUUUUGUGCGGGCUGUCGCCCUCUCCAAGCAGUGCAUUACCAACUGCGACGUCCAGGAGCUGCUCAAGACCUACCCGGAGGCGGCCAAGCGACCGGAGAUGCCCGCCGAUCUCAAGCUCUGGCUGGACGCCAUCGAGCUAUCCAGCCAGAAGCUGCGCAAAGACAAGUGAGCCAGAUAGCAGCACUCGGCUCGGAGCCCCGGGAUGCCGAUGAUGGCGGCCCCAUUUACAUAAUGACCUCCGCACCUCGGCGCAUCUCCAGCUCCGCUCAUUAAGUGUCUUCUACCUCUGCCGCUUUCUGCUGCUUCUGUCACUAUUUUUUUCUCUUAGUUUUAAUAAAGAAAUUUUUGUAGAGAUUUUUGUAUGGAAAGGUAAA